Messenger RNA from Closterium sp. NIES-65, 2526 nucleotides. The record is from the annotation of a GenBank genome assembly. Lineage: Eukaryota; Viridiplantae; Streptophyta; Zygnematophyceae; Desmidiales; Closteriaceae.
AUGAAGCGCACUCCGUCCUCGUUGUCGGGCUCGCCGUUAGCGCCCAAGUAUGGCGAGGGAGCGUCAUCUAUUUUAACGGCCGCCGGUGGACGGGCCGGCAAUCCGUCAAGCACAGCAGCACGCCGUGGAGGAGCCACUGGCGGCGGCGAUGGCGGCAUCCGCGGCUCCCCUUCGCCGUUCUCGCUGCGUCGACCCGCCCUGAGUGCAAGCGGUAGUGCGGGAGAUAGUCCGGGAGGAGAUGAUGGUGUUCCCUCCGGUGCUGGUGCUGGUGCUGGUGAUGGUGGUGGUGGUGGUGGUGGUGGCUCGGAGAGGGACGGAAGUGGGACGACGGACAGCAGUGUGGGGAGUGGGAUACUCACCGCCGCCGAUAUUUUGGCAUAUCGCGCUACUAGUAGCUCAACGCGCAAAGGAUCGCUGCACGCCGGUCAGAGUCGCUUCGCGCACCGCCAGCGCCACGAAGACCAAAGUGCGCAUGGGCACUUGCCUCGACACCGCCAGCAGAAGUCGCUGGACGAUCGUGAGUCGCUUUCAUUCCGUCAGGGUUUCCGUCAUGGGCCGGGGCUAGGCGGGAGUCCCAGCAGCAAUCGCGUGGCGCAGCCUUCAAAAGAGGCAGCGGCCGCUAAGUCCGCCCACAGGCCCGCUGCCGUGGCGGCGACGACGGAUGCCGCGUCGAGUGCUGGUUCGGUGGCUUCUGACUCAUCCGACGUCAGCACCCGAGCCUCUGAGUCAGCCUCGGCCAGUCGUCGUGGCGGCCAUGCGAGCCCGCGUGCGAAGCCGAUGGACGCUCGUCACAACUCGUCGUCGUCGCUAUGGAGGUCACCAUCCGCGUCGUUCCCCUCUCCCCCUGCUUCAUCUGCUGCCGCCGCGUCAGCAGGCGCGAAGUCAAGAGGCGAGGCGGGCGCGUCGCCGUUGUCAGCAAGAGCGCCACAGCAAGCGGCAGCCCGCGCCAUGAUGCUGCGACGGUCACGUAGCUUCUCCACGUUCUCGCGGCCCCCUGCUACUGGUGCGCCUGCUACGACCGGCGCGAUUGCUGGAGCUAGUUCCGCGGACGGCAGCAACAGUGGCGCUCAUUCCGCGUGCAGCAGCGCUGUUUCCGCGUGCGCCUCUGGCGGUAAACAGAACGAGAGGGAUGGCGGAGGCGGAAGCACGAGCACGAGCAACAAGCUGCUUCGAAGCCACAGCGUCGAGGGCAGCUGCGACGUGGGCGGCGAGAGUGCGGGCGAUAGCAACGCGCUGUUUGGUCGGGCGGGAGACGUGAUGCAGGUGGCGCGAGGCGACAUGGCGUCGCGCGGGCUGGACUGCCGGUGGUGGGACAAGAUCCGAGACGAGCUCGACGCACUCCGCGCGUUGGUGGAGGAAUCCGCGAGCACUGCGGCCCGCUCGCACCCAGCUGCCACCACUGCAGCUACUGUCGCUCCUCCACAAGCAUCACCUGGGCAGGAUCAUCGUCAGUCCCCACGCUUACGUCGAGGCAUGUUGAAACCAAGCACGAAGGGGGACGAGCAAGCACCACUGCUUGCAACCAACGCUGGCGGUGGUGCGGUGCUUGCGUGGCUGGGGCAUGCGAGGCGCGAACUGGAGAGCAUUGUUGGAGGGCGAGCGGGGGGACGUGGCGUGGAGUGCGGUGAUGGAGAACAUGCGCAGUUCAUCCGUCUGCCAGCCUUCUCCUGGGACGCCCUUGCUGAAGGGCCCUCUGGUGUCGUCCUGGGGAGACGGGCCAUUCGCAUUCAGCAGCAGCGCAGCCACACACACACGAAUUCAGAGACAGCAACAGAGGCUGCAGCAGGCGAGACUAAGGAAGGAGCGGUGGAAGCAGCAGAAGGUGCAGCAGGCGACAGUGAGUCAGUGGACGCCGCCAGCUUACAGCAGGCCACACUCCCUGCCAGGAGCAUUACAGAAGACACUGCUCCACACGCCCAAGCACACCUCCCUGCGCCUGUGCCUCCUGCUCUUCGUACCCCAGCGGCACUGCCAUCGGCAGGGGGGUGGCUGGGCCGGCCCAGAGGGAAGCCAAGCGGUGCUGGCUUGAUUGGUGCGAGGGCAGCAGGAGGAGGAGGGAAAAGAGCCGGGGAGGUGGUUCUUUUAGGGAGGGGGAAAGAGGAGCACCUGGAGAACCAUAUGGUGGUGAGUGAUUUGCAACUUCGCCUGUUCGUCCUUGGAUUCCCAACGUUUCUCUUCCUUGCUGCUUGUGAGGAAUUAUCCUACCAUGGUUCGGGUUUCACUUCGUUGCCUGCUCUAUCCUCACCACCUACUCUCCUCCCACAUUCCCUCUCCUCCUCUGUAUCUCCAUGUCCCGUCGCUCCCGUCAAUUUGCUGCGACCAACAAUGAGCAGAGGUUCUGGGCGCGGGAGAGGGGGUACCUACACAUGCUGGGCCUGCCAUCGUCGCACCAAGGCGCUGCCGUGGGGCAUGCACAAGGCGCUGCCGUGGGGCAUGCACAAGGCGCCGGUGUCACCAGUGGGGCCCACAAAGGCGCGGACGAGAGGCAAGCUGAUGGCUCUUUUGAGACUCAAUGCUUGGGAUUGA